AUGGUUCUGAUUCAGAUAGUAGCUCAGAUGAGGAUGAUGAAAAGACUUCAAAGGUUGCUUCUUAAGCUAAGAAGCUGCUACCUUCCAGCUAAGAGGAUGUUGACAAAUUGUUCAGAAAUAUUUAAGCAUCAUGUCUCUGUUCAUUUUGUUCGAUUGGUUGUUGGAGUGAUGCUGGUUAUGUCAGUUUCAGUUGGCGUUAGUAGGACACCUUCCUGGGCCCUCAUUGAAGAAAAUCUCAUUUUCUUAGAGGCAUGGAGUACAAUUGACCGUGCAUAUGUUGACAAAGCAUUUGAUGGUCACAGUUGGCUUCGCUACAGAGAAAAUGCACUGCAUAAUGAACCAAUGAACACACGAGAAGAGACAUAUAUGGCAGUAAAGAAGAUGAUUCCCACACUUGAUGAUGUUUUCACUCGUUUUUCGGAGCCUGACAAGUUUAAGAGUUUGUGGUCUGGAACUCAAGGUGCUCUUACAGGUGUAGGGUCGUCAAUUGGAUACCCUACUAGAUUUGAUGGAUCACCUGCUGGGCUUCUUGUUAUUUCAACUGCUCUUGAAGGUCCAACAAAUAGAGUUGACAUGUUGUACAGAGGUGGAAGAUGUCAUUUCUACGAGUUUGACUGCUAUUGUUAUCCUCCUUGA
Messenger RNA from Vitis riparia (riverbank grape), 636 nucleotides. Its product is annotated as carboxyl-terminal-processing peptidase 2, chloroplastic-like. The coding region runs from base 1 to 636 and encodes 211 amino acids. The transcript has a single exon. NCBI's taxonomy places the organism in Eukaryota, Viridiplantae, Streptophyta, Magnoliopsida, Vitales, Vitaceae. The record is from RefSeq and is a predicted model, not a curated record. Gene Ontology annotation, molecular function: endopeptidase activity.